Messenger RNA from Pediculus humanus corporis (human body louse), 972 nucleotides. RefSeq lists its product as uncharacterized. The record is from RefSeq and is a predicted model, not a curated record. Bases 1 to 972 code for a protein of 323 amino acids. NCBI's taxonomy places the organism in Eukaryota, Metazoa, Arthropoda, Insecta, Psocodea, Pediculidae. The transcript has 2 exons.
AUGGUUUGUUAUCCUAGCUGUGAAAUAACGGGUGGGCCCGCAGGUCCUGGACGACCUCAAAAAGACUAUAGUCGACCUUUACACGUUGAUUGCAGCGUAGAAUACGAAUUACCAAAUGCUGCGAAACCUCCGGUCGGUACGAAAAGCGAACCGCUCCUUAUGAUACAUCCUUGCUAUUAUAGAAGAGCUGAAAGUCAACGUCGUAGUCCUUUUAUAAAUAAUCUACCUUCGAGGGGUUCGGGUAUGGUGGGAGCGAGUCGGCGUUCGAGUCAGGUGUCGCGUUUGGCUCCACCGCAACCACCGUAUCCGGUGAGGGUGGUGGAACAAGCCGCCGCCCGAGCGGAAGCCGUCAUGGCACUCCUGUGGCCGGAAGGUCCGCCUCCACUAUACACGAAACCCGUCCGACCCACCGGUAAACGGGAUCCUCUCCUAUGCGGCGGAGAUUUCAGUUCGGGUUCGGAUUCCGGCAUAAGCGCCGGUCAUUGGACGGAUUCGGAUCGUAGUCCCCUAGCUCCGGAGAUACGCUUACAAAGAGAUUUUCAAGUCGGACCGGAUAGCGGAAUCGCUACGCCGGUAUCCCUGGCAGAGGAUAAGACUGCGCUAUCAAAUCGGCAAACGAUACAACAACAGCAACAAUCCGUUUCCUAUCAACAAACACAACAACAACAACACCAACCACAACCGCCGCCGCCCUGCACUCCUUGCUCUUGCGGCAAAUCACAAUGUAUGGUACCGUCCUAUGACACGUCAAAAUCGUCUAACGUUAUAACGAAUAGUGAAAACCAGUACCUGCCUCAUUACGAACAGACUUCAUUCCAAGCGCCUGGAUUGUCUCAAUAUAGUCAAACUCAAUUGCAGCAAUGGUUGCAAAGCGUUCAAGUUAGCCUAUCGCCCCAAAGAAGACGAGUAGCUCCUGCUGCGCCUCCCCAAAUGCAUAGGUACGGAAUCGUGUCGCCGAUCGUUAUCCAUUAG